This is a messenger RNA of Sesamum indicum (sesame), 2304 nucleotides long. It is a transcript of the gene HSFA8, whose product is annotated as heat shock transcription factor A8. The record is from RefSeq and is a predicted model, not a curated record. Gene Ontology annotation, biological process: cellular response to heat; regulation of transcription by RNA polymerase II. Lineage: Eukaryota; Viridiplantae; Streptophyta; Magnoliopsida; Lamiales; Pedaliaceae. Gene Ontology annotation, molecular function: DNA-binding transcription factor activity; RNA polymerase II cis-regulatory region sequence-specific DNA binding. Gene Ontology annotation, cellular component: nucleus.
CUGGAAAACUCCACCGCCAGCGACUUUCCGCAACUUUUUUCCUUUUCUAUUCUUCUGAAUUUGAUUUUCUGGUCGUUUUUGGUUUUUUCCUCUUAAUAUCUGCAAGUCGGCAUCCAUUCAAACAAAGACUUGUACCCAAUCUUCUCCCUCUUUUCCAUUCUUCACCUUCUUUUCCAAGUAAAACAUAUUCUUGACUUGUGUAUACAGAUAUAUAUAUAAAUAUAAUAGAAUCAGUAUAUUUUUACCCAGAUACGCGUAUAUCGUAUAGUUCGUUUGGAAUUCCAGUUUCAAAAGUUUGAAUUUGACAUCAGUAUUGAAUUUUGGGAAGUGGGUUUUCCGGGUUAGAUUUGAUUCUGGUGAAGUUUGUCGAAUUGGAACUUGUUUUCGAGAUUGGCUUUUGUGAGUUGAUUUGAAUUAUGGUGAAAUCAGUUGAAAAUGGGACGUCGCUGCCGCCUUUCUUGGUGAAAUGCUACGAGAUGGUGAAUGAUGAAUCAACCAAUGAGUUGAUUUCUUGGACGGAAUCGAAUGACAGCUUUAUCAUAUGGGACGAAUCUAAAUUUUCUUCCCAGUUGCUCCCCAAGUACUUCAAGCACAGCAACUUCUCUAGCUUUGUCCGCCAACUCAAUAUCUAUGGUUUCAGGAAAAUAGAUACCGAUCGCUGGCAAUUUGCUAAUGAGGCCUUCAUCAAAGGCCAGAAGCAUUUGUUGAAGAACAUCAGCCGAAGAAAGCAGCCCCAUAACCUAGUACAGAAGAAAUCGCCCCAACUGAAAGAAACAGAAACCCCUGUAUCAUCUGAAGAAGACAAGAGAAUGGCACUGUGGAAAGAAGUCGAGACUCUUAAAAGUGAUAAAAUUUCGUUAACGCAAGAGCUGAAAAAGCUAAGUCAGCACCAGCAGACUUCACAGAGUAAAUUGCUACUCUUGAGAGAACAAUUGAAAGGUAUGGAAAAGAACCAGCAACAGAUGCUUUCUUUCAUUGUGAUGGCGAUGCAAAGCCCUGAAUUUAUGGUUCAGUUCUUCCAGCCAAAAGAAAACAGUUGGCGUAUGACGGAAACUGGAAAGAAUAAACUGAGUGAAGUUACUGAUGACUGUGAACCCUCUCCUUCUGAUGGAACGAUAGUCAGGUAUGAGCUGCCAAAAGGCGGACAUUCAGUGCCUCCAGCAUGCACGACAGAAGCUUCUAAUUCUGAAGCUGGAAAGGAAAAACUGAGUGAAGUUAUGGAAGACUGUCAACAAACUCCUUCAGUUGGAAUGAUAGUCAGGUAUCAGCCACCAGAAAAUGGACACUCAGUGCCUCCAGCAUGCACAACCGAAGCUUAUAACACUGAAGACUUAAUGGAAUUAGAUUUCACUUCUGAUGAAAUGAGAGAUCUUCUUAUGGAUAUAGACCUUUUGGUAGGACCAAUGGAUGAAAAAUUACUUUCUUUGGAAAAUCAUGGUCAGUUUGUUCUUCCAGAUAUACCUGAAGAUGACACUAUGCUGGAACAGCUUCUUUUGUCCGAUCCACCAACUGGAACUCAACAACUUGUGGAAUUUGAAGCUGGAGCCUGUACUGAUCACAAGAUGCAGAUUGGGUUAACAUUACAGCCUGAAGAAUCUGAGGAGCCCAAUGGUUCAGAUAAUGAUGUCAAUGACCAUCAGAACCAGGUCGCAGAAGCAAGAGAAGCCCAGAUCCCAACUGAUGCAUCUGACAAGAUGGAUGUUUUAACUAAACAAAUGGGAUUGCUAACUUCUGAAAUAAGCUGCAAGCAGAUAUCUUAAAGUCAUUACCUUCCCUGUUUCUUGGAAAUGCAUGCAAUUACAUUUUGGUAUUUAGGGUAUGAGAUACUGGCAGGAUAGUGAACCUUGUUUAUUGAUUUUUGGAUGGGGGACCAAGUGAUCCUGUUCAGUUCAUUUUGCUUCAACUCAACUGCUUGAUGGGUGAAGACCGGUGCUAAGUAUUGUAGAGAUUCUUUGGUCAUAAUCUUGAUCUGAUGGCCUGAUUUCCGUCAUUAACACAAUCCUCCUUUUUCAUUCUAUGAUUGUAAAUGCCACGAAGAACAGAACUAUAUUAUUCCUUGACCUUAAACUGUAGUUCCCAAUAUCCUGCCAUGAGCACCCUGCUGGAUAAAGUUGUUGAAAUUGGAUUAGUUUCAGCAGUCAACCAGCGAAAAAGAUGGAUAAAUAGGAGUUAAGGUAGUGAGCCCAUGUUUUGUGAAAAAACAGUAGUCAGGCACGCUAACCCGUGUCGAUUUUUGGUUUGAGAUGUUAGCCUGUAAUGAGAUGCAAGAAGCCCUAUGGUAACAAGUGUUGAUGUUUCCAAUUU